AUGGCGACAACCGCGAACUCUGCAUCCCCGGGCACCAUUGUCUUUUAUGACAUCGGCCAUAGGCCUCCCGUAACUGAAUCCUGCUGCUCGCCGAACCCCUGGAAGAGUCGCCUUGCGCUCAACUUCAAGGCCGUUCCAUACUCGACGUCAUGGGUGGGCAUGCCCGACAUCGCCAAAGUGCGUCGCGGUCUGGGCGAGAGUGCCGGUCGCAAGUUUGCCGACGGCACUGAUUUCUACACCCUGCCUAUGAUCCACGAUGAUGCCACUGGGUCUACAAUCAGCGACUCUUUCGACAUCGCUGUCUACUUACAGCGUACAUAUCCCGACUUGGGCGCUGGCGAUUUAUUUCCGAGACAAACUCUCGACUUCACUUUCACGCCUCCCUUUGACCUGGCUGUGCCACUGUCGGAACGCGGAGAUGGUGGCUUUCCUGAAUAUUAUCGCUUCAAUACAAAUGUGGAUGCGGUAUUCACCACCCAUACUCUGCUCAUGGUGAGCGGCAUGCCUCUUGACCCGGCGACGAUUGAGCAAACCAAGGCUGAAUUUGUCCGCCGUGCUGGCGUCCGCUCUUGGGAUGAUUUCACCUUGACGAGCGAGGCGCGCGAGAAGCUCAUGGAAUCCUUACAGGUGGCGCUGGGAGACUUGGCCAAGUUGUUUCUUGAAAAUGCUGGAGGCCCUUUUCUGCUGGGGCAACGGGCUAGCUAUGCGGACUUGAUUGUCGGUGCCUGGUUGCGAAUGGCAUACGUAUGUUUGCCCAAGUCCGAAUGGGAGGAAGUGAGAUGCUGGCACGAUGGCGUUUUUGGUCGGCUGCACGACGCACUAGAUACGUUCGCCGAAGUGAAAUAA
Trichoderma aggressivum f. europaeum is the source of this 846-nucleotide messenger RNA. RefSeq lists its product as uncharacterized. Lineage: Eukaryota; Fungi; Ascomycota; Sordariomycetes; Hypocreales; Hypocreaceae. The coding region runs from base 1 to 846 and encodes 281 amino acids. The transcript has a single exon. The record is from RefSeq and is a predicted model, not a curated record.